Bombyx mandarina (wild silkworm) is the source of this 1014-nucleotide messenger RNA. RefSeq lists its product as uncharacterized. The record is from RefSeq and is a predicted model, not a curated record. NCBI's taxonomy places the organism in Eukaryota, Metazoa, Arthropoda, Insecta, Lepidoptera, Bombycidae.
CGGGUUGGUCCUGUAUUCCCCCGCCCGGGCCCCGCACCCCGCAAGCUCGCGCAAUCGCGGAUAACAGUUUUAUUUCCCCGAAUAAAGUUUAUCAAACAAAGCGUGCGUGCCCCGCGCCCUGCAUCUGCUCGCCCAGCUGUUCCCGUUGCAGCUGACCUAUUCGUCUCGCUCGCGCCGCCCGGCCGCCCGUGUGUACAAGAGGGACGGAGUAUAUUCAGUGUAAGCGCGGAGCCCUUCAGUUCCCUGUGCACGGCCCAUUCGCAGUCUGCAUCCCGAUGCCGACGGGCAAGCUAAUAAUGAACAAGCGUAAGCGUGAGGACUCCGAGCGUCGAGUGAAGCGUCAACGUCGCCGCAAGCGCUCCCACAGCGAGCCCUUGCUCAACGACUCCGAGAAUGCGGAGAAACGUCAGGCGCUGAAGAGGCUCUUCGGACGGGUGUGCUCUGCAGAAGUAAAUGACGACCAUCGUCGAGUUAAUCAGGAGGAGGAAGUCGAGGAGCCCGAGUUCGGCGGCCAGGGGCAGUUCGGCGACGAGAACGAGGAUCCUCUACUCGACUCUGUGCCUGUGGACAUGGACCCGGAGCAGCUUGGGUUUCUGGUGUGUGCGCAAGAGACCCUGCGUUUCUUGCAUGGACGCGGCAUUCCGGUUCAGCACCCGGUGUUCGCACGUCUGCGCUCGCGCCUGCUCCAAGGGAUCGACGAGCUGGCGAUGGCCUGAGCUUGGCUGGGCCCAGAGCCCGCGAGAUAUUAAGCCCCAUCCGUUCCCGGCUUCACGUCCCGGACUUCCUGCGCUCUGCAGUUGGUGUAUUUUUCGUUUGUUGUCGAUGUCUCCUGUCCUUACCUACUUUGUGAGUUCCGGGUCAGUAAUGAAGUGCGUGGUUGAAUGUGGAUGCGGUGUUUAUUGGUGGCCCUCCUGCCGGGCGUCUAGUCACUAUCUAGUCACUAUUAAAUUUAACGAAAAUAUUAUCAACUAUUUUAUGCUAAAACUAUUAUAUUUUAUGUGUCUAAUAAAUCUA